AUGCAUCAUUAUCGUCAUCAGGGCCGAGAAUUGACAGUGGGAGGUGGAAGGUCGAACGCGAAACCAGCCAAUGCUCAAGUAGAGGCGGCGGAGGUGGAAGAGGAGGAGGAGAACAGUCGAAAGCAUCCAGAGCUUCGCCCUUCCGUUGUGGCUGACAAUGAAUCGCCUCAUCGUGGUUUGAUGUCGCGUUCACCGCCUCCUCCACAAAAUGCACCCACCACCACUACGGACGGCGUGGAGUAUGCUGAGUUAACCUUCCCUCCGGCCUCGGAGGAUCGCGGACCCUUUAGUGGGAGCAAGCGGGCAGUCCAAGUUGCUGCGGCGUCCUCCACACUUGGUCGAAGAGGCUCAGCGGGGCGACCGAGACGAGAUCCAUUGCCAGGUCCCUCCUCCGCAUCUAUGCAGCAACUCCCACGAUCGCACACACAAGGAAGCGAGGAUGGAGAAGGAAAUUAUACGGAGAUCAUUGGAGUGCUGCAACCAAAGGCCUACACAAGCCAAUUGGUAUUGAAGCAGCAACAGGAGGCCACUCAAGCCAUCCUUGGUAUGCAUACCAACGCCCCAUCAGUUUUUGUUGAGGCUUCGAAAAAAUUGGCCAAAUCUUACUACCAAUUUGUUUGUGCAGACAAGAGGAAUUUGGCUAGGUCAAUUGUUGACCUCCAGGCUAGUUUUGAGGUGGCCUUUGGUGCUUUAGAGGAUAUUGAACGAACUGGAAGCGAUGUUGAAAGUCUUCACUAUGCAAUUUAUGGACUGGAGGAGGCUCUUUCUCGUGCACUCACUGAGCUUGUUGUAAUUAGAGACGAAGUCCACACUUUGACCUUGGCUCUGAAACAAAGUGAACAAUUCAAUCUCAAACUUUACGAACAGCUAGUAAAUCUGGAUCACGAAGCCACCGAUGGCAUCGAGAGCAGUCGGCAGACGCUGAAUGUUUCCAGAUGCACAACUAACAAGUACCGCAUUCCACAGACUACGAAGGAGGCUCUGGGUAGAGCCUGGGUUCACGAUAAUGCAGAAAAUUCGCAUGGUGAUGUUACCAUAACCUCACUUCUUUCAUGUCAACAGACUUCCAACGAAUUUCACAGUUGGGUCUGUCGCAUUCAACGCGAACUCUCUCGUCGACAUGCUGAAUUUAGCUUUCUCAUGUUAGGUUUAUGGACCGAGGAGGUAUGCACCAACUUCACAUUGGCUGAAGAUGCUUCCGGUGGAGAAGGUGUGGGAUGUUUCCGUCGAAGAAGUCACAGAUGCGAAAGUCCAAAUGAAGAGGUUUCUCAGCGUCGAGAGGCUGUCAUGCGAUCUCUACUUCUAACUCAUCACAUUAAGAUUGAAGAUACUCCUGCCACUCUUAGCUUGAUUCAAUCUAAAGUGCAAGAGCUUGGAGAUGAAGUCUUCACCGAAUUACGACGAAGACGAGAGAGCUUGGAGGAGGCACGCUCUCUACAUCGAACGUUGAACGACCAACUAAGUGGUCGUCGACACCAGUUGGUAGGAAGUCUUUUGGCCACACAUCAAGCGGUACAAACACUGUUGGAAAUGGAUGAACAAAAUGAUGGAUUAGUGGGAAAGUUGAUUAAGACACGACCACUGUUUUCAGAACUGCAAGAAGCCGUGGUCAAAGGUGGUGGUGCUGAUGGUGGGGCUGGCGCUGGUGGUGAAUCCAGAAGUUUUGGAUACGCAGGAGAGGCAACACCUGAAUCAUCUUUCAAGGCGUUGCCUGAGGUUUUAGGCUACAAAAGCCUUGGGCAAAUUCGUAUUGCCAGUCUUCAAUUACUGCAGCAAGGAUACAGAAGGGCUACUGAUGAUGAUGUGGAUAAAGUACGGCAUUGCAGUUUCGUUGUUGACAUUGAAGUGGGUGAGAUGGUAACAGUUGGACGAGAAAAUAGUAUACCCUCGUGCAAACUGUUCCUCCCCCCCCCCAACAUUUUGUUUGUCUUUGUUUUAAACAUUAGUGUGUGCAUUGAGACCUUUAUGGAUGCGUUAGUCCACACUGGCCGGCUGAUCUUCUACUGCUAA
This is a messenger RNA of Hydatigera taeniaeformis, 2010 nucleotides long. Lineage: Eukaryota; Metazoa; Platyhelminthes; Cestoda; Cyclophyllidea; Taeniidae. The record is from the annotation of a GenBank genome assembly.